AUGCCGUCGACCUACAAGAGGGAUAAGCCGUGGGAUACGGAUGAUAUCGACAAAUGGAAGAUCGACGAAUUCAAGCCGGAAGACAAUGUCGCCGGAAACUUCGUCGAGGAGUCCUCGUUCAUGACUCUCUUCCCGAAAUACCGCGAACAAUACCUGAAGGAAGCGUGGCCUGGAGUCACCAGAGCGUUGGAAAAAAUGGGUAUUGCCUGCACACUCGAUUUGGUGGAGGGCAGCAUGACGGUGAAAACAACCCGGAAGACCUACGACCCUGCCGCGAUCCUGAAGGCGCGCGAUCUGAUCAAGCUGCUUGCGCGAAGCGUUCCCGUUACUCAAGCCAUGAAAAUUCUUGAGGAUGGAGUGGCUUGCGACAUCAUCAAGAUUCGCAACCAGGUGCGGAGCAAGGAGCGAUUCGUGAAACGCCGACAGAGGAUCCUGGGCCCCAACGGCUCUACCCUCAAGGCUCUGGAACUUCUGACCAGCACAUAUAUCCUGGUGCAGGGAAACACGGUGUCAGUCAUGGGCCCCUUCAAGGGCCUGAAGGAGGUGCGACGGAUCGUGGACGACUGCAUGGCGAACAUCCACCCGAUCUAUUACAUCAAGGAACUGAUGAUUAAGCGCGAGCUGGCAAAAGAUCCCACGCUUGCCAACGAGUCAUGGGACCGAUUCCUGCCGAACUUCAAGAAGCGCACGCUUUCCAAGCGCCGUGUUCCUUUCAAGGUCACCGACAAGGCGAAGAAGGUGUACACCCCCUUCCCGCCUGCGCCCGAGAAGAGCAAGGUCGAUUUGCAGAUCGAGUCCGGCGAGUAUUUCCUUUCCAAGGAGGCCAAGGACCGCGCACACAAGGAGGAGGUGGUCGAGCGCCAGCGCGUGAAGCGCGAGGAGAAGAUGCGCGAACGGGAGAAGGAUUUCAUUGCGCCCGAAGAGCACACCCCUGCCGACAUCGACAGCGAGAAGAAGAAAAAGAAGGAGAAGAAAGAGAAGAAGGAGAAGAGCAAGCGCAAGCGCGAGGCCGAGGCCGAUGGAGAGGAUGCUGCCGAGCGCAAGGAGAAGAAGAAAAAGAAGAAGAGCAAGUCCAAGGAGGUGUCCUCCGACGCGGAGUAA
Molecule: messenger RNA, 1101 nt
Organism: Penicillium canariense
Lineage: Eukaryota; Fungi; Ascomycota; Eurotiomycetes; Eurotiales; Aspergillaceae
Product: KRR1 small subunit processome component
Exons: 2
Coding region: 1-1101 (366 amino acids)
Cellular component (GO): small-subunit processome; nucleolus
Molecular function (GO): RNA binding
Source: RefSeq, a predicted model, not a curated record